Molecule: messenger RNA, 3132 nt
Organism: Balaenoptera acutorostrata (minke whale)
Lineage: Eukaryota; Metazoa; Chordata; Mammalia; Artiodactyla; Balaenopteridae
Gene: ZSCAN4
Product: zinc finger and SCAN domain containing 4
Exons: 5
Coding region: 478-1797 (439 amino acids)
Biological process (GO): regulation of transcription by RNA polymerase II
Molecular function (GO): DNA-binding transcription factor activity, RNA polymerase II-specific; RNA polymerase II cis-regulatory region sequence-specific DNA binding
Source: RefSeq, a predicted model, not a curated record
GAGAAGUUGUGAGGGAGCCAUCUGCCUGAAUUAAAGCCCAUAUAUCCGAAAGUCUGCAGUGGGGAGAUUUCCCUAAAGUUCCAGAAAUAUGUGUGUUUGAUUGUGGCCUAUUGCCCCAGGCCCAGGGCUGUUAUAUAACACCAUACUGGAAAGCUGGAGCUGCAGCUGAUGAGGAUUCCAACAGAGAUUCCAUCAACAGUCACACUUUAUCCAAUCACGUCUUUAAAUGCAUUAUUGUCCCUGAUCCUAUAAAAGGGAGGAGCCUUGGGAAGGCACAUCAGAUGAACCCAGUUCAGAAAGUGAGUCACACAGCGAGUCCUCAGCCUUCAGCUCAAGAUUACACAGUCUGAAGUUCAGUCUUCUGGAGGAGUUUGCAGUUCUUAAACAUCCACCAGUUGUUGAAAGAGAUCCCCCAAGAAACAAGUCAGCAGAGAUUGAAUCCCUGAAGUUGCGGCUCUCUGAGAAUUCUUGUUAAGAAUGGCUUUAGACCUCAGAAUCUCCUUUCAAGAUGAACCAUCCAGGAAGGAUCCUGGGUCAGAUAAUCUAGAGCUUAAACCCAGCCAAGGAUCUGCCAUCCAGGAGGGAGAGGGGAUCUCUGAGUUCCGGAGCACUCAGCUCAGCUUAUUUCAAAACAGCAAUAACUCAUGUGCAAGGCAGGAGCUGCAAAGACUCUAUAAAUUAUUUCACUCAUGGCUGCAACCAGAAAAACACAGCAAGGAUGAAAUAAUUUCUCGUUUGGUCCUGGAACAGUUUAUGAUCAAUGGCCGCUGCGGUGACAGGUCCACUUUACAAGAGAAAUGGAAUGCAAGCGGCAGAAACCUGGAGAAAUUCAUGGAAGAUCUGACCGAUGAUGGCAUGAAGCCACCUGGCUUAGUCCACGUCCACAUGCAGGGACAGGAAGCCCUCUUUUGUGAGAAUAUGCCCUUAAGAGAAGUCAUUGUUCACUUCACAAAACAGUUGUCGACAGGAACUCCAGCAAGAGAGAACAUGGGGACACCUUUCUGGACUCCUCAAGAUACUUCCCUGGAAACAAGACAAAAAAGUGAAGGUAAAGAAAAUGGUGGCAACAUUUCUUUGAAAACAUGUCAAGUAAAUGACCGUAUUGCUAGUCCAAACAAUCAAAUACCUUUCCUACUCAUUAUCCAAGAAGAGAACAGUCCGAGGCCUGAAGAAGGAGGUGUUUGUUUGGAGAAUCCACUCAGCUCCAGAAGAGCAGGUCCAGGCCCCUCCAGGUCCCAGGAAGGGUCCCUGAAAGGACCCUCCUAUCAAGAUGUCCUUGUGGAGGUGGAACCAGAGUUUCUCUUCAAGCCAGACCAGGUCACCCUUGAGCCUGUUUCUACCCACCAGAACACUGAGGGGAACUCUGCACGUGGGGAACACCAAGAAAGAUUCCACGGAGCCCCAAAAGUAUACAAAUGUGAGACGUGUCCCAAGAUCUUUAGGUAUUCCUCUCGGUUAAAAGUUCACCAGAAAAGACACAAUAAUGAGAGGACAUAUAUUUGUGCCGAGUGUGGCAAAGGCUUCUUCCAGGCAUCAGACCUACAUGUGCAUCAGAGGAUUCAUGCAGGAGAGAAGCCUUUCAUGUGCAGCAUGUGUGAAAUGGCCUUCAGCCACAAAACCAACCUUCGGGCUCACGAGAGAAUCCACACGGGAGAGAAGCCCUAUGUAUGUUCCCUUUGCCAGAGACGCUUCCGCCAGUCCUCCACCUACCACCGCCACCUUAGGUUUCACCAGAAAAUUGCCCUCAAAAGUGUUCCCUCCACGUUAAAUGCUUCCUUGGCUAUGGCCCCAAUGUGAUGUAUAGAAAUUAUGUAUGUGCGUAUGUUUAUUUCCAUAGUACUGCUCUAUAGAAUAUACUUUAUAAAAAUAAUUAAAGGGCUUCCCUGGUGGUGCAGUGGUUGAGAAUCUGCCUGCCAAUGCAGGGGACAUGGGUUCGAGCCCUGGUCUGGGAAGAUCCCACAUGCUGCGGAGCAGCUAGGCCCGUGAGCCACAAUUACUGAGCCUGCGCGUCUGGAGCCUGUGCUCCGCAACAAGAGAGGACACGAUAGUGAGAGGACCACGCACCACGAUGAAGAGUGGCCCCUGCUUGCCGCAACUAGAGAAAGCCCUCGCACAGAAACGAAGACCCAACACAAGCCAUAAAUAAAUAAAUAAAUACAAAUUUUUAAAAAUUUUGUUAAAAAUAAUAAUAAUAAUAAUUUUUUUAAAAAAGUGGCAACUUCCCUGGCGGUCCAGUGGUUAAGACUCCUCGCUUCCACUGCAGAGGGCACAGGUUCCAUCCCUGGUCGGUGAACUAAGAUCCCACAUGCCUGGCAGCACGGCCAAAAAUAAUAAUAAUUAAAUAAGAUGAAAAAUUAAAAAAGGAAAGAAAAUAAAUUUUAAAAGACAAUUUAAAAAAAAGAAUGUAAUUUCCUGAUUGUAUUUUCCAUUUAUUGUUUCACCCCCCACCCCAAAAGAAAAAGUAAGUUUAUGAAGAGCAGGGAAUUUCUCAGUUUUGUUCACUAAAGUAUCUCAGGUGCAUAGAAAAGCAUCUGGCACAUUUCAAAUAACCAAUAAAUAUCUGUUGAAUAAAUGAAUGGAUGUGUUAUUUUGGUGUUUAUUCUUUAAAAUUUUGGCGUGUGCCCCAAGUGAGAAUGAAACGGAGCAGGACCCUAUGCUCCUUGCCCCCCCAUGUCCUCAGCCUGCUUUUGUCUGUGGAAAAACUUAAGCAAGAGAAUAAGUUUAAUCAGAGAAGUGAGAAAAUGCAGAGACAAAGGAAAACAGUCAAAGGAGACCAAAUAAUAAUUGUUUAGUCAUUAAGCAAAAAUCAAGGAUCUUUAGUUCCUCCUUAAAGACUGUAGAUAAUACUCUGAGCCAUUUCCUGAGCUGUCUUGUAGAUACUGAAACCCCCACCAGGUGGAAGAAGUUAACAGCAUGAUGACCAGGCUGUAGCCAUGACAUAAGCUGCCACAAUUCUGAGAAUUGGCCUCAGAGAAAUAGGGAAAGAACGGACCCUGAACCUGAAGACUAACUGUGCUUAAAACAAUCAAGAGAACGCUGAUCAGAGCACAGAUGACCAAUUUCAAGAUGACUGUUAGAGCUGACUGUGCUGUUUCUGCAUGUGGUCCCCUCCCUCUGUCUAUAAAAGCUGUU